Molecule: messenger RNA, 1206 nt
Organism: Harmonia axyridis
Lineage: Eukaryota; Metazoa; Arthropoda; Insecta; Coleoptera; Coccinellidae
Exons: 3
Coding region: 230-1000 (256 amino acids)
Source: RefSeq, a predicted model, not a curated record
UAAAGACCUUCGUGUGCCUAUAGAUUGGAUCCAGAGUCGUAGAGAACCAUGGAAUAAUUAGAUUAGAAAAAGAACGACCGCUCUUAUCUGUGUGUAAGCCAAAACCGUUGUUAUUCCAUACGUUGUGCUUGAGAUAUUCGCGUCUCAAGAACCGGCAGGCUGUGAAGGGUUUAAAUAUUGAGUAUUAGCAGAGGUGGCGACGAAUGUGAUUAGUGUCAAAAGAUUUAUAAUGAUUACGAAUGUUUCCAUCAUCAUCGCGCUCUUUCUACAGAUCUCAUCCGCCAUAAGGUAUACCAGAAGGCCAUCUUCCUAUCUCCUAUAUAACCAAGGGCUUCAAUCUAGUGCCCCAUCAAGCUAUGAUGAUCCUCUAAACUUCAACUACCCCAGUUACUCCUUCCCUGAGCAUAAUUCAAUAGAAAAACCAGUUGACGAACCACAAGAGUAUGUUCCACCACAGUCUGUUGGUUCUGCUGGUAUACCACUGAUACCACCUCCGGCGACCCCAGUUAAUGCUGUGGCAGCUAAUGUGCCAUCAGCCAACGGAGCUGUCUACCUUGGUUCUGGUUCCAUUGGAGUGGUACAGCUUAGUAAUGGAGCAUACGCUUUGGGUUCUGGGUCGCUUGGAUAUUCAGACGGAAGGAGUCAAACCAGGUCUUCAUCAAACGAGCCUAGUUACCCCCCACUACCAGCAAGUCCCAACUUAAUACCAGCAGCAGUACCAAGUCAACCAAUACAAACUCCACCAGCGUCAACGAUGCAACGCUUUGAAUACACCUUUCCAGUGAUGGGCACCUACGGUCAAGACCCAAACACGUAUGAAAUACUUCGACCUGAAACAGUUGCUUUCGGCACAGCACCAAGGAGACCACCAAGACCCCCAAGGAUGCAUUUCGCCACACCCACUUACCCUGUACAAGCUCAGAGUAAUGAGUACACUCUAACCAUACCACCAGGGAUACCGGAUUCAGAUCCAAACCAACAAUACGUUUUUGCCCAUUGAUUUUUCAAAAGGCCAAAUUGCGAUUCGUUCGAAUCGGAGUAGAGGACCAAAAUUGUCCAAAACAAAAUAAUAAGAUUAAGGUACUAAGAGGGAAAUGUGAAACCAAAUUUGACUAGAUGAAUCUUCAGUAUGAAACACAUACUCUUAAUGAUUUUAUUGAGUGAAUAACUGACUGAAAAACUACCAAUAAAGAAAACUUGUAGAUA